Molecule: messenger RNA, 1518 nt
Organism: Plasmopara halstedii
Lineage: Eukaryota; Oomycota; Peronosporomycetes; Peronosporales; Peronosporaceae
Product: sodium-coupled neutral amino acid
Exons: 6
Coding region: 1-1518 (505 amino acids)
Biological process (GO): amino acid transmembrane transport
Molecular function (GO): amino acid transmembrane transporter activity
Source: RefSeq, a predicted model, not a curated record
AUGAGCCAGGGAUCCGAUGAUGGCGCCACAGAGCCGCUACUCCCGGUGCGCACCAACAUUCUCGCUCCCACGCCAAACGCACAGGAUGACAGCGGGGCCGCGAAUCCAUUCAGCAAAGGCAAAAAUCAGGAAAAUAUACGAGAUUCGUAUUUGAACCAAUUGGGCUACACACCGCUCAUCUUUAAGAAAGUGAAAAAAGUUGGAAGCUUCAUUGCCUCGAUGUCACCUUUGCAGACUCGCAAAUCGAAUCCAGACGACCUACAUUUGGACGCUUUCCCUUACCAUCAGUCAAUUAUCCCAUCAAAGGGCUCAAUUCGUGGCUCAGUCUUUAAUCUGGCCGGUGCUACCCUCGGUGCAGGGGCGCUGUCUCUGCCGUAUGCGGUCGCAGUCUCUGGCUUCGGUUUUGCCGUAGCUCAACUUGUUUUAGCUGCUGUACUUACCAUUUACACCAUUCGGCUGUUGAUUCGAGCGGAGGAUAUUACAAAAUUAAAUUCUUAUGAGGAUCUGGCCAUGCACUGUUUCGGCACAAAGAUGACAAUUUUUGUGGAAGUGAACAUUCUGGUCUUUUGUUUUGGGAUUUCCGUUGCAUACCUUGUAACACUCGGAGAUAUUGUCACACCGCUAGUCGAGCUGUGCUUUGGAGUGCAAAGCAUUAUAGCGCAGCGAUGGUUGCUAAUGACAAUUUUAUGUGGAGCAAUCAUGUUGCCAUUGUCUUUGAUGAAAGACAUCAGCAGUCUUCAAUUCUCGUCCAUUUUAGGCGUUCUUUCUAUCAUUUUUCUCGUCGUGGCGGUGGCAAUUCGAUCAAUUACGUAUGCGACACUUAAUGGCAUCCCAAAAGACAUCAGCUGGACUAUCGAUCUAAGUCGCAGUCCAGACUUUAUGCUCAGCGUGCCAAUUGUAAUGUUUGCGUUUACUUGUCAGGUGAACGUCUUUUCUAUCUACACGGAGCUACAGCGUCCAUGCAUUCGUCGGAUGAAUAAAGUAGUUGACCGAGCUACUCUUAUUUCAUUCCUGAUCUACUUGUGCAUCGGUGGAGUGGCGUACCUGGCGUUCGGGCGUCAACUCGUGGAACCAAAGUAUAAGGGGAACAUUCUAUUAAGUUUCCCGCUGGAUGACGCAUUGAUUGCCUUUAGCCGAGCUGCCAUUGCUUUCACUGUAGCCGUAGCUUUUCCGCUUAACAUCUUCCCAUGCCGCUUUACUAUCGAGAUGAUGUUUUUUGCAAACAGGGAGGACUCGUGGACGCGCCAUUCGAUUGUAACGAGUAUACUCGUUCUAUCAGCACUACUGCUCGCGAUCUUCUGCCCUAGCAUCAACGUGGUCUUUGGAAUCAUCGGUGGGACGUGCUCCACCAUUGUGUGCUUUUGUUUUCCGGCUGCGUUUAUUCUGAAACUUGAAGAAGGCCCUCUGCUUAGCCCCCAAAAAAUCGGCCCGGUACUUUUAUUUACCGGCGCAAUUGUAAUUGGGAUCGUGGGCACAGGUGUCACUGUCUGGUCUAGCAUAAUCGUGCCACCAGCAUAA